GUGCUGUGUGCCCGCACUGAAAUCCGCUCGGCCGUGAUUGCAGGCCGGUCCCGGGCGCAUCGCCGGCGUCUGACCGCCAGCCGGGCGCUCCGGGCCGGCCCGUGAGGGACGAGCCUGCGGGUGGGGGGAUGUCCUGCGGUGCUCGGGAUGAAGUGUUCAGUGCCCGGUCGCCUCGGUUUCCGUCUAAACUUUUAUAAGAAUAAUGUUGAUAACACAGUGAUGUUUUAGCUGCUGUGAAGUGAUGCUGACCCUAAGUCAAGGAAUUUUUGAUUUCCCCUGCUCUGCCAGCAGGUCAGUUUGAUUGGUGGAUAAAGAGGGACCAUGGCAGGCAAUAACCAGCUUUGCAUUCGACGUUGGACUACCAAGAAUGUGGCCAAGUGGCUGAAGGAAGAAGGUUUCUGUGAAUAUGUGGAUGUUCUGUGCAAUAGACAUAGGCUAGAUGGAAUCACACUGCUGACACUUACUGAGUAUGAUUUACGAUCCCCUCCAUUGGAAAUCAAGGUCCUGGGGGAUAUCAAGAGACUGAUGCUGUCUAUACGCAAACUGCAGAAGCAACAUCUUGAUGUCCUGGAAGAGCUGGGUUACAACAGUGACAGUCACCUUGGCACAGUGAGCCCAGCUGGUUCCCUGCAGGGUACAGAUUGGUUUUGUAAUGGUGAAGUACCCCGGGACUAUGAUGGCCUAAUGACUGACCUGAAUGGUGAUCAGUACCAGUAUGCAAACGGAAAGAACAAACAUGCCACACGGAGACUGGACCCCGAGUACUGGAAGACAGUUUUAAGUUGUGUGUAUGUUUUCAUAGUGUUUGGCUUUACAUCAUUCGUUAUGGUUAUAGUGCAUGAGCGAGUACCUGACAUGCAAACAUAUCCACCUCUACCAGACAUAUUUCUAGACAGUGUCCCUAGGAUACCAUGGGCUUUUGCUAUGACUGAAGUAUGUGGAGUAAUUCUUUGCUACAUUUGGCUGCUGGUUCUUCUGCUUCACAAACACAGAUCCAUACUCCUGCGCAGGCUGUGCAGCCUCAUGGGGACAGUGUUCUUACUACGUUGCAUUACAAUGUUUGUUACCUCACUCUCGGUGCCAGGCCAGCACUUGCAGUGUACUGGAAAGUUGUAUGGCAAUGUUUGGGCAAAACUCCAGCGGGCAUUUGCAAUAUGGAGUGGCUUUGGAAUGACUCUGACUGGAGUACACACCUGUGGAGACUAUAUGUUCAGUGGGCACACUGUCGUACUGACCAUGCUCAACUUCUUUGUCACAGAAUAUACGCCAAGGAGCUGGAACUUCUUGCACACCUUGUCCUGGGUCCUGAAUCUCUUUGGAAUCUUCUUCAUUUUGGCUGCACAUGAACAUUAUUCUAUAGACGUAUUCAUUGCCUUUUACAUCACUACAAGACUCUUUUUGUAUUACCAUACGUUGGCUAAUACUAGAGCGUAUCAACAGAGCAGGAGAGCAAGGAUCUGGUUUCCAAUGUUUUCUUUUUUUGAAUGCAAUGUUAAUGGUACUGUUCCCAAUGAGUAUUGCUGGCCCUUUUCAAAACCUGCCAUACUGAAAAGAUUGAUUGGCUGAAGACUACGUGGGUCAGUUCAGAUUUUUAUGAAGCAUUAUGACUAAGAUCCUGCAGGGCUAGCUGGGGGGGGCGGAAGACAAAUAACAUUUUUCACUCCAUGAUCUCCUCCUCCUUGCCUUGUUUCUUAGAUUCUUAGCCAUAAAAUGGGGUUCCCAUACUUCACAGGGAUGUGCUUUGUUUUCUUUCUGUGAAAAUAGAAAACAAUGCAGGGACGGGUACAGGCUAUCAAUGAACCAUGACUAUAAACCAGAAUACUUUUACCCUUAGUAAGGUUCUCUGUGAAUGUUUGUGAAGUUUAACCUAAAUAUGUGCUCGCGUUGAAUAUAAUACACCCUUUACAGGUCCAGAUAAUCUCUGUUACCUGAAUGGCAGCCUUUAGAUAUACUGACUAAAAAAUUAGAACUUUAUGAAGUCUUUGACAAAGCAGCAUAGUUUCUUGAUGAAAGGGUCUCUUAACUGUUAAAUAACAAGUCUUAAAGUGUAAUUGACAGUCUGCAUACAGGUUGCCAAAAAUGAAAGUCUGCCUUGUGGCUAUGCAGUGAUGAUAUUUUUUUUAAUAAGAAUUUAUUUAGUCUAGUCUAUCAGUUGUCUAUAUGGUUGUUCUAUCACUUGAAAGUUUUCUCUUUUGUGUUUAAAUGAGUUAAAGUAAAUGGAACAGCCACUGAAAGUAAAGAUAACUUAGCUUUAGUGAGUUUAAAGCCACAAAGUAACUUUUGUGUGGUUUUAAUUGCUUUAUCUCCAAACCUGUGCAUGCUUUUCAGGAACAGCUCUUUCACAUUGGAAAACCAGAACAAUUGUCUUCGUGUAUCUUACUGUCCCAUAAAUGGAUGGGAAAAAUGCAUGUAGUAACUCUUUCGGGAAAAGUAAUAAUAGUGAGUGUUGGAUAUAGUGCUCAUAUUGAUGUAUGUUUUAGCACUCUGGUGUCAACAAUAUGGUGAAUAUCUCUAGAUAUAUUUAUGCACAGUAUAUUUGUUUAUAUAUAUAAACACACAGUAUAUGUUUUUCUAACAAGUAUGAAAAUAGACUGGUUCUUAAAUUAAGUUGCUCAUUUACUAUCCUGAAAGAGAAAAGUACCAAGGUUUGCUUGUUAAAGAAAACAAACCACAACCCACCACAAAACAUCCUCCAAACCCUCAAACCAACACUCCAAGUCUGUAAUGCAUAAGCAAGGACACACAGCUGGUGAUCUGUUAUGUGGAUUGUAAGGGGACAAUACUAAUGUUGGCUAUUGAGCUGUAGGCUGCUAAAUGAAAACUGAUAGGUACAAGGAACAGAUCAUAAAAUGGUAUAGACCUUUUAAUUUGAUUAUUGCAAUUUCAGGAUAGGUGAUAUGUGCAAAAGGUGGUGUAAGUCAGCUUUAGUUGAGUUCCAGCUUGGUACAAGCUGACUUAAUAAGUGCAACGUACUUGUGUGUGCAUGGAAAUGAAUUCACUUGGAAUUUGCCAGACAGUUUUGUAUUCGGAGGUUUGUAACCUACUGAGGGCUGCUCCUUGCUGUAUUGUGUUCCUUUUAUAAACCUCGAUUGUACUAACUUGACUGUCUUACAGUCUUCAUAGUAUAUUACUUUUGUAAAUUACUUUAGCUCCUGUUCCACAGAGGAAUUGUGCAUCUUGAAGUACCUCUGCCAACUGUAUUGAGCACAUGUACAUUGUACUAUUCUGCAGACUUUUAUAUUUGUAACAUUCCAAUUUUCUACCAAAAUUGCAGGUUUAAUACUAUAUUGUUCAAUCUGCCAUAGCCUGGUGGCUCUUGCCAUCCAAAUUGGGGGAGUAUGCUUACACUUAAGAAAAAAGGAGAAAAUAUUUUAAAAUAUUUAAAUACUUGUCAUUUGCUGUUCCUAACUUUCUGAUUUCAGAAAGGCAAUUUGAACAUUCCUCUUGAGACUUUAUAAUGAAAGAGCUCUAUUUGUUAAUUUAUUUGCCUUUGCAAUGCACACACAGUUAUGAAUGCUAUUUUUCUAAACUCUAGGAAACAUCUGUUCUCAGAAUGUGCAGGAUUGUAUCCUGAGUUAUAUGGAGAGGUAUGCAAUUAAAUUUGCAAAGCUGUUGAUUCCGAAAAUAACCAUCUGAGUGCUAAUUGGCAUAGCUGUGUCUAAACUGAAAAAUUAUUUUGCAACUUAGACAUGCACGAGAGUUUUCAAGUACAGCCCAGUGUAGCAAUGUUUACAUAAAGUAAAGCUAUCAUUUCAAUACUACUUUUUUAAAAAAUGAAGUUCAUAUACUUUGAAACUUAAGGAUUCUCUCUUUGUUCUAAUUUAAUUUUUCAAAGUCUGUUAAGUAAAUUAUGUUUUAAAUCA
Molecule: messenger RNA, 3863 nt
Organism: Pseudopipra pipra
Lineage: Eukaryota; Metazoa; Chordata; Aves; Passeriformes; Pipridae
Gene: SAMD8
Product: sterile alpha motif domain containing 8
Exons: 7
Coding region: 322-1566 (414 amino acids)
Biological process (GO): ceramide biosynthetic process
Cellular component (GO): plasma membrane; endoplasmic reticulum membrane; Golgi membrane
Molecular function (GO): sphingomyelin synthase activity; protein binding; ceramide cholinephosphotransferase activity
Source: RefSeq, a predicted model, not a curated record